AUGUCCUCGACGUGGAAAAAGAGACUCGCGGCCACUGUUUCACGUAGCAAAGCAGGAAACAAUGACACACCCUCUGCUUCCAUUACUCGCGCACCCAACUCGCUUGCUUUCGUCGAAGACAAUCCGUUUGUCGACGAUGAUGCAUCAGAAUGGGACCCAAUCAUCACAGAGGAUGUAGUCAUACAUUUCAAGUAUGAUGUCGCCAAUCCGCCUCAACGGCCAGACCAGCUGGACGUGCCUGCAGACACGGGGCCGGUAGGGAGUGGAGACUCCCAAUGGACGAGAUUUAUUUGCAUCUCGGAUACUCAUUGCAAUACGUUUGACCUUCCGCAAGGGGACUUCUUGCUACAUUCUGGAGACCUGACCCAUACAGGAAGAGCGAAACAAGUACAAGGAACAAUGAAAUGGCUCAAAUCCCAGCCGCAUCCUCAUAAAAUUAUUAUUGCGGGAAACCACGAUCUAACUCUCGACCGUGACUUUUAUCUGGAACAUGGAAGUCGAUGGCAUCGCCAACAGACCGAGGACGUGGAAGAGAUUAAAAAGUUUGUGGAGCCCCAGGGCGACACGACCUUUCACUACCUGGAAUACGAAAAUAUGACCAUUACUGAGGGUGGGGCCACAUGGAAAGUAUAUGGGAGUCCGGGGAGCCCUUGGUUCGGAGGAUGGGCAUUCAACUAUGAGCAGGGAGAAGCCCCAGAACUGGUCAGCAGGAUUCCGGACGAUACGGAUAUCCUACUUACUCAUGGGCCUCCCUCUGGAAUCCUUGACGAGACGACGCAGGGGCAAGAGUGGGAUGUCGCGAGCUCUGGAAGAAAGUACACAAGAGGAGCUGUCGUCAAAUACUGGGACGAGGAAGAUGCGACUGGAACACCCGUGACCGGAGACCUAGGCCAGAGGCGAUUCACCGUGUUUGUCAACGCCGCAACAUAUCCGACAUACAAGCAUCCGAGAGAUACAGCAAAGGGACAGAAGGAUAUCAUUACCCAGCCAUCAUUGUCGAUAUACGGAGCGAAUAACUUUAUUGACCAUUAA
Serendipita indica DSM 11827 is the source of this 1032-nucleotide messenger RNA. Lineage: Eukaryota; Fungi; Basidiomycota; Agaricomycetes; Sebacinales; Serendipitaceae. The record is from the annotation of a GenBank genome assembly.